Messenger RNA from Ornithodoros turicata, 1313 nucleotides. RefSeq names its product neuropeptide SIFamide receptor-like (gene SIFaR). The transcript is spliced from 5 exons. Gene Ontology annotation, biological process: cellular response to hormone stimulus; G protein-coupled receptor signaling pathway. Bases 83 to 1246 code for a protein of 387 amino acids. The record is from RefSeq and is a predicted model, not a curated record. NCBI's taxonomy places the organism in Eukaryota, Metazoa, Arthropoda, Arachnida, Ixodida, Argasidae. Gene Ontology annotation, cellular component: plasma membrane. Gene Ontology annotation, molecular function: peptide binding; neuropeptide Y receptor activity.
CCAAUGGAUGCUGUGACGGGGCUGCACAAUGUUGCGCGAUACCCGGCGCUCUCCCGUGCUGCCUACGUAACGCGCGCCAAGGAUGGAAGGGAACCAGAGCAGCAACGCUACUCUGGAGGAGAUAUUCGUGUGGAUGAACAAUGCGACGGACUUGUAUUCCAUUCCUUCCGAUCUGUGGAUGCGGUACUCCCCCGGAAUGGUGUCUGUCUUCUGUCUCGCCUACAGUCUCGUCUUUAUGGUCGGUCUUCUGGGCAACAGCUUCGUGGUGGCCGUCGUCAUUCGUUCGCCGCGCAUGCGCACAGUGACUAACUACUUCAUCGUCAACUUGGCAAUGGCAGACAUAUUGGUCUGCGUGUUCUGCAUUCCGGCCACGCUGGUCAGCAACAUCUUCGUCCCCUGGGUGCUAGGCUGGUUUAUGUGCAAGACGAUGUCCUAUCUGCAAGGCGUAGCCGUCAGCGCAUCUAUAAACACACUGGUGGCCAUCUCUGUUGACAGGUGUCUGGCCAUCUGCUAUCCCCUCAAGUGUCAGCUGUCUUCCGCUGGUGUCCGUAGGAUCCUCUUGGUGAUAUGGUCUUUCUCCAUUGUCGUGACCUCCCCUUGGGCCCUGUACUUCACCCUGGCACCCCUGCAUCCGGACGUUCCGGGAGUGAUCUUGUGCGUGGAACAGUGGCCAGACGAGACUUCCUCCACGCUGUACUUCAUACUGGCCCACCUUUUCCUCUGCUACCUGUUCCCCUUGUUCCUCAUAAUAGUCUCUUACGCCUGCAUAUGGGUCAAAGUGUGGAGGAGGAACAUUCCCGGCGAGACGCAGCAGAUGGACCUGGUCGUGCAAAGGUGUAAGCUAAAGGUGGUCAAGAUGAUGCUCGUGGUGGUGGUCAUCUUCGUCAUGUCCUGGCUACCGCUCUACAUAAUAUUUGCGAGAAUUAAAUUAGGCAGCUCUAUCGAGGAAGGCAGCCUCGAAUGGAACUUAAUGGUCACGCUGACGCCGGUGGCCCAGUGGCUGGGAGCGUCCAACAGCUGCAUCAACCCGGUCCUCUACGCCUACUUCAAUCACAAGUUCCGCAGGGGUUUCAUCGCCAUCGUGAAAAGUAAAUCCUGCUGUAGCGUUCUGCGCGACAAUUCACGGGGGACGGACUUCAGAUCUACUCGUUGUCUAAAACGCAGUGAAGAAUGGAAACCAGUGGUGAAAGCCCGACCCGCCGUGAAGCGUGAGACCAACAACAAAACCGUCGACAGGGCUCUGUAAAUAAUAACGGUAAUAGUACAGUGAUCCGCCGCUGCAAUGGACCUUGUGCACUGUGGACCUUCGGAGC